AUGUCGGGUUUCGGUGACUUCACCUCAAUCUGCGAGAAUGCGCCACUUCCUCUUUGCGCGAGCGUUGGGCCUACGCUCCCAGCGACAAAUCACGUCGGCAUCGAACCGGAUUGCUACGCUCGCAAUAUCGCACUUGCCAACACUAUCAUUUUUGAAGGCGCCGCAUCCGCUAUGCACAUCGUGGCGCUCAUCAUGACGAUUGUGAUGAUUCUCCAUGUUCGUAGCAAGUUCACGGCGGUUGGCCGAAAGGAGAUUCUGUCAUUCUUCUACAUUUAUAUGCUCUUGACCUUCAUCUCGCUAGUUGUUGAUGCCGGAGUAGUUCCACCGGCUAGUGGACCGUUUCCCUACUUUGUCAGUAUACAAAAUGGGUUGAGCAAUGCGCUGGUAACAUGCUUGCUUAUCAACGGGUUUGUGGGAUUCCAGUUAUAUGAAGACGGCACACCUCUCUCAGUCUGGAUGAUGCGAAUCUGCUCUCUGGUCGCGUUUGCCAUCAGCUUCCUUGUUUCUCUUGCCACUUUCAAAGGAUGGGCGGGCCUGAGCCCAACCAACACUGUAGGGCUGUUUGUCGUCCUAUACCUGCUGAACGCCAUUGAGCUGUUCAUCUACGUGGGCAUGCAGGUCAUCUUGGUUACCAGAACCUUGCACGAUCGUUGGCCACUCGGCGAUAUUGCCUUUGGCGUCUUCUUUUUUGUGGCCGGACAAGUGAUUCUCUAUGCAUUCAGCAGCAAGAUUUGCACAGCUGUCAGCCAUUAUUUGGACGGCCUCUUCUUUGCGACAGUCUGCAACCUGCUUGGUGUUAUGAUGGUAUACAAGUAUUGGGACUCCAUCACCAAGGAAGAUCUAGAAUUCUCUGUGGGAACACGCAUGAACAACUGGGAAGUCAAGGAGCUGUUGCCAGAAGACGAGCGUAGAGGGACUGUCUACGCGGACGAUCCGUACGGCCACACCAGCAGCUACGAUCCUCCAUACACGCCAACUGCGCACCGUUACUCUACCAAAUACUGA
Messenger RNA from Metarhizium album ARSEF 1941, 1005 nucleotides. RefSeq names its product Chitin synthase export chaperone. Gene Ontology annotation, cellular component: endoplasmic reticulum membrane. The record is from RefSeq and is a predicted model, not a curated record. The transcript has 2 exons. The coding region runs from base 1 to 1005 and encodes 334 amino acids. NCBI's taxonomy places the organism in Eukaryota, Fungi, Ascomycota, Sordariomycetes, Hypocreales, Clavicipitaceae. Gene Ontology annotation, biological process: protein folding.